Molecule: messenger RNA, 570 nt
Organism: Helianthus annuus (common sunflower)
Lineage: Eukaryota; Viridiplantae; Streptophyta; Magnoliopsida; Asterales; Asteraceae
Product: histone H3.2
Exons: 1
Coding region: 47-457 (136 amino acids)
Cellular component (GO): nucleosome
Molecular function (GO): protein heterodimerization activity; DNA binding; structural constituent of chromatin
Source: RefSeq, a predicted model, not a curated record
GCAUCUGAUUUACUCACCAGUCACCGCCUAAUCCAUCCAUAAAAAAAUGGCGCGAACAAAGCAAACUGCUCGGAAAUCAACCGGCGGAAAAGCUCCAAGGAAGCAACUGGCAACGAAGGCCGCUCGGAAAUCAGCUCCGGCGACCGGAGGAGUGAAGAAACCGCACAGAUUUAGGCCAGGAACGGUGGCGCUGAGAGAGAUCCGGAAGUACCAGAAGAGUACGGAGCUGUUGAUCCGUAAGCUUCCGUUUCAACGGCUCGUGAGAGAAAUCGCACAGGAUUUUAAAACGGAUUUGAGGUUUCAGAGCAGUGCGGUUGCUGCGCUUCAAGAGGCGUCAGAGGCGUACUUGGUAGGGUUGUUUGAGGAUACUAAUUUGUGUGCCAUUCAUGCGAAGAGAGUUACAAUUAUGCCCAAAGAUAUGCAGUUAGCUAGGAGGAUUAGAGGUGAGAGGGCUUAGCUUAGCUUUGUUCUUUCAUCAAAUAAGAGGUGUUGUUUAGGGUUUUUUGAGUUGAUGUUAUUAGUGUUGAUCGAUUGUAUUAGAAAAUUGCAUAUUUACCCUUUUUUUAACUA